CUGGCCUUGGCGUUGGUGUGAGCAGAGUCCGAAGUCAGCCCCAGCCCCAGUCCCAGCCCGGCGGUCUCUGCCCCGUCCCGGAGCACGACCCGAUGACCAGUUUGCCACAGGCAGGGAAUCGCCUGCCACAGCUCCUCCCGAGACCCACCAAACUUUCAGUCCUCAAGUGGAGGUCUGAAGAGUCCUCGAAUUUCCCAGCUAUGUCAGAACAGACUGUAUAGAAACUGGAUUUCAGUCAAAGUUCAUAAACCAUGACUGCUCAUGAAGUUAACAAGAAAUGCAGCAAAACCUGAUGAAAUCAGCUGUGGUCGUGCAGUGAUGGUCCUGCUCUUGUCCGCAACGGUGUCUCUCCUGGGCGGGCUGAUAUUUGGGUACGAGCUGGGGAUAAUCUCUGGUGCACUGCUGCAGUUGCAGGUGGACUUUCACCUCAGCUGCUUCAAGCAAGAAGUUGUCGUGAGCGCCGUCCUCAUCGGAGCACUGCUGGCCUCUCUGGCCGGGGGGGUGCUCAUCGACCGCCACGGCCGGAGGAGAGCGAUCCUGGUCAGCAACGUGGUCCUGUUGGUUGGCAGCCUUAUCCUCACGCUGGCCAGGUCAUUUAUGGUGCUGGUCAUUGGGCGCAUGACCGUGGGCUUUGCCAUCUCUGUCUCAUCCAUGGCCUGCUGCAUCUACGUCUCAGAAAUGGUGGCUGCUCACCGGCGAGGGCUGCUGGUGUCUCUCUACGAAGCCGGUAUCACCGGGGGCAUCCUGCUGUCCUACGCGCUGAAUUAUGUCUUUGCGGACGUGGAGGAGGGAUGGAGGUACAUGUUUGGGCUGGCCAUUGCCCCGACAGCCAUGCAGUUCCUCAGCAUCCUCUUUCUCCCAGUGAACCCUGUUAAAUUAAGCUCGUGGGACUCAGACUGCCAGAAGGGCCUCAUUCCGUUGCAGGACACUGAGGACAGAGCGGCAGCGAAGCGGGAGCCCUGUCAGGGGAAGCAUUACUCAUUCCUUGACCUUUUCAGGACCAGAGACAACAUGAGAAGGCGGACUCUGGUGGGCCUGGGACUGGUGCUCUUCCAGCAGUUCACUGGGCAGCCCAAUGUGCUGGGCUAUGCCUCCAAAAUCUUCCACUCGGUGGGGUUCCAGAGCAACUCCUCGGCAAUCCUGGCCUCAGUUGGGCUGGGAGCGAUCAAGGUGGUGGCCACGCUGGUCGCAAUGGCCUUGGCAGACAAGGCUGGCAGGAGAGUGCUGCUCCUGGCUGGCUGUGUGGUGAUGGCCAUCUCGGUCACCACCAUCGGCCUCACUAGCCGCAUGGCCCCGCUGGCCAUGGCCAGGGACUGCAAGGCACCCACCGACCCCAACGCGUCCCUCAGCCUCACUGAGCACCCCCUGACAUCUGCAUUCCCCCAGUCUGCUGCGUCACCCCUCCCACCAGCAUCGGGUGCUGUCAAAAGUCAGGCAGCCCCUGGUUUUGCUGCCACAAGGAGCCUUACAAAAGUUUUUGCCAGUACCCAAAGCAAAGAGGUUGUUCCCAGUUCUUCCCUCAGGCAGAAAAGGGGCUUGGUGGGUCAGUCCACAAAAGGGACAGUGGGAAGCACGGGCCCUCCUCUCACUGGUGCUCCCUGGGCACGACAUACGGUCUUAAAUUGGAUUACACUGCUGAGCAUGAUGGCUUUCGUGAGCGCCUUCUCAAUUGGAUUUGGGCCAAUGACCUGGCUGGUCCUCAGUGAGAUUUACCCUGCUGGGAUAAGAGGAAGAGCCUUUGCCUUCUGUAACAGCUUUAACUGGGCUGCUAAUUUACUGAUCAGCCUCUCCUUCCUGGACCUUAUUGAUGCCAUUGGAUUCUCUUGGAUAUUUCUUCUCUAUGGACUGAUGGGAGUGAUGUCUGUUAUAUUCAUUUACCUUUUUGUUCCGGAAACAAAAGGACAGUCCCUAGAGGAGAUAGACCAGCAGUUCUCCAGGAAAAGGGUUUGGGAAGGAAAGGUGUUCAAGCAGAGACGUGGACGAGGAGUGAGCUGCACACACGCACAGUACCAGAGAGUGGAGCACACCAACAGCCCAUGAAACCAUCAACGUGCCUGCAGCACUGUCUGAGCAGCUUUUCCAGGAGAGGAGCAGGCUGGGCCAUCAGGACAAUUCUUUUCCACGGCCUUUAACUGGUGACCUCUGCUCACAGACAGUUCUCCCUGCAGUGCCUUAGCUGUGGGGACAUGCAGAUAGCUGUCCUUUGGAUCCUUGGAGGAUCGUUGUUCCCCGGCAGGGAGCACAUCCUUCCUUUGACGUCUUUAAUUCUUCAUCAUUUUUACCUCUCAUCGUUUAAGAGAUUAAUUUUUUUUGUACGCAGGGAUUAAAACACAACUUUUGCCGGCGGUGCUCUCCCAUCGGCCAGGUUC
Pipra filicauda (Wire-tailed manakin) is the source of this 2369-nucleotide messenger RNA. RefSeq names its product solute carrier family 2 member 10 (gene SLC2A10). Bases 262 to 2040 code for a protein of 592 amino acids. Gene Ontology annotation, cellular component: membrane. Gene Ontology annotation, molecular function: transmembrane transporter activity. Gene Ontology annotation, biological process: transmembrane transport. The record is from RefSeq and is a predicted model, not a curated record. The transcript is spliced from 5 exons. NCBI's taxonomy places the organism in Eukaryota, Metazoa, Chordata, Aves, Passeriformes, Pipridae.